CAUCUGGCUUUUUUCAAUAACUUAAACUUAUUGCAUACAGUCAACAUAAAAUUACUUAAUAUUAGAAAGACUUUUUAUCACAUUCCCAUUUGAAAUCACCUUUUUCCUUAUUGGGUUUGUACAUGACAUUGUAUAAAAGGUGGAAAAAAGUUCAUUCUCCCCCCGGGCCCCUCAGCUUUUAGUCCAACCCACAGCAAACAUGGACUAAUAAAAAAGCACUUUAGAUUGAGGUGGAGCUACCAGUAGGAAAAAGUCAUGGCGGCUGCUCUGUUAAGUUUGGGAACACAUUUCAAGGAAGAACUGUCCUGCAGCAUCUGCCUGGAGCUGUUCACCAGGCCCAAGAUGCUGCCCUGUCAGCACACCUUCUGUCAGGACUGUCUACAGGACCAUGCAGGGAGAGGAGGGACAUUCCAGUGCCCGAUUUGUCGCCGGCAGGUCAGGCUGCCACCCCUGGGGGUCGCAGGUUUGCCAGACAAUCUCAUGGCGGCAAAUAUGUGUGAGAGACUGAAACAACAGACUACAAUGAUGGCAGAAACAAGGGAACAACCCAAGUCUGAUAACUGGUGCUGCAGCUCUCACCCGUCCAAGCCCACAGACACCGCCGUGCCAGUAUUGGGACAUGUGACAGUCCAGUCUCUCCCAUCUGCACCAAUCCCAGCAGCGCUUUAUACUUCUCUUCAUGGUGCAGCGAGCGGCACAGGUCAUCACCAUGGUAACCAAAGGGAGCAUCAGCCUCAGAAGGUGACAUUUGGAGGAUGGGGAUCAGAAACAGGGCAGUUCAUGAAUCCACUUGGUGUUGCAGUAUCAGAUGAAGGGGAGAUCUUUGUAGCAGAUGGGAGGAACCAAAGAAUUCAAGUAUUCACCCUGCAGGGAACAUUUAUACGCCUUUUGGAAACAGUUGUGUCAGGUGAAGAGAAGAUAAGCCCAGAUGAUGUAGCCAUGGGCGGGGAGGGGAACCUGUGGGUGGUGGGGAGUACUGAUGACUCUGCUGACUUUGAGUUUGCUGUGCAAUACACCAAACAGGGCAGGGUGCUGAGUAAGUUUGACCUUCAGAAGACAAGGUGGGUGAGAGGAGUUGCUGUGGACACCAGGAGGAACCACAUCCUCAUCACACAAACUACAGGAGACUGGCACAACCGAAAGGGUGAAGUUUUGGUGUUCAGGCCAGAUGGGACACUUGUGAGAACUGUGGGUGGGAAAAGGAAGAGCCUACUUGUAUCACUCUUAUCAUCAAGGCAGCAGGGGAUGAAGUUCCCACAGUACAUCACAGUGGAUAGGCAAGGGAACAUUCUUGUGUCAGACCAGGACAAUAAUUGUGUCCAUGUUUACAGCGAGGACGGACAGUUUCUGUUCCAGUUUGGAAGUGAGGGAAGUUGUGAAGGUCAGCUGAACAAUCCCCGUGGUAUCUGUACAGACAGAGCAGGGAACAUUAUCGUGGUAGACAGGGGAAACAGUCGUGUGGAGAUGUUUGACAAGACAGGAAAAUUCCUCAAACACAUCGCUACGGACAUUAACAGGCCACUGGCUGUUGCCAUGGCAACACAGGGACAGCUGGUAAUAACUGAUUAUGGAGAUCAAAAAGUCAGCAUAUUUCAGAACAUCUGAAUCUGUUUGAGGUGAUAAAUAAAGUUGUUAUACCCAAUCUGUAGACAGUGUCAAUUUCAAACUCUGUCAUUUAGAGCUUGUUGCUUUAUUAUAUUAGCAGAGGGAAAUGUUUGCUUUACAAAGCAAAAGAGUUUAGCCUUGAAUAAAUCUCCCAAGUUCCAGCCUAAAGGCCCCUUAAAAGUUGUCACACUGGCAUGAAAUCAAACUUUGUCA
This is a messenger RNA of Branchiostoma belcheri (Belcher's lancelet), 1818 nucleotides long. RefSeq names its product tripartite motif-containing protein 3-like. The record is from RefSeq and is a predicted model, not a curated record. NCBI's taxonomy places the organism in Eukaryota, Metazoa, Chordata, Leptocardii, Amphioxiformes, Branchiostomatidae. The coding region runs from base 256 to 1605 and encodes 449 amino acids. Gene Ontology annotation, molecular function: protein binding. The transcript is spliced from 2 exons. Gene Ontology annotation, cellular component: extracellular region.